This is a messenger RNA of Polistes canadensis, 2263 nucleotides long. RefSeq names its product galactokinase-like. Gene Ontology annotation, biological process: galactose metabolic process; carbohydrate phosphorylation. The transcript has 7 exons. Gene Ontology annotation, cellular component: cytoplasm; cytosol. Bases 227 to 1411 code for a protein of 394 amino acids. NCBI's taxonomy places the organism in Eukaryota, Metazoa, Arthropoda, Insecta, Hymenoptera, Vespidae. The record is from RefSeq and is a predicted model, not a curated record. Gene Ontology annotation, molecular function: galactokinase activity; ATP binding.
UUGUAAUCGUUCAUUAGAGAAUCGCUAUUUAACCCGAUAUCAUUUCAAGGUGAAUUUGUGAAAGGAGUCCGUUGUUGGUCCUCAGUAAAAUCAACCGCGAAACACGAACGUUUUAAAUUCGAAUAUCUAUCAAGCAAGGAAGAGACAUUAGUAUAGUAACGAGUAAAGAUAAGAUUGGGAAUAUACAAAAGUCGAGUGAUUUGUAAAAGAAAAAGAAAGAGGAAAAAUGGCAACCAUAGUUCCCGAUGCAAAAGAUGUUAAAGCGAAUGCUUUGAAAGCUUUUGCUCAAGAAUUUGGUGCUGAGGCGACAAUUUGUGCUUGUGCGCCUGGUCGUGUGAAUUUAAUUGGCGAACAUACGGAUUACAAUGAAGGAUUUGUAUUGCCAAUGGCGUUACCUAUGGUCACAAUAAUAGCUGGAAGACCAAAUAAUAGGAAAGAAUGUAAGAUUAUUUCUCUUAAUGAAAAUAUUGGUUCAUUACGUCAAGUUGAAUUUGAUGUUAGUGUUAAAGAAAAUAUAAAAACAGGAGAACCCAAGUGGGCCAAUUAUAUAAAAGGAUGUAUUGCAUAUUUUCCAUAUGAUUUGUCAGGUUUUGAUGCCGUAAUAGUCUCAACGGUACCAGUUGGAGCAGGUUUAAGUAGUUCUGCUGCUCUAGAAGUAGCAACUUAUACAUUUCUUGAAAUAAUGAGCGGUCAUAAAUUGGAGAAACCUGAAGACAAGGCCUUGGCAUGCCAACGAAUAGAACAUGAUUUUGCUGGGGUACCAUGUGGCAUAAUGGAUCAAUUCAUUUCUGUGAUGGGAAAGGAAGGUUGCGCACUUCUUCUAGAUUGUAAAGAUCUUUCAACCAAGCAUAUACUUAUGAAACAUAUAAAUAAUUAUGUUUUCUUAAUUACAAACUCAAAUGCACCUCACAAACUAAGUAGUAGUGCUUAUUGCAAACGUAGAGAUUGUUGUUAUGAGGCUGUAAAGAAGCUUAACAUAAAGAGCUUAAGAGAAGCGACGCUAGAUAGUAUUGAAGUAUUAAAAUCACAGAAUGCUUCUGAGGAGAUGUUGAAAAGAAUUCAUCAUGUAGUCAGUGAAAUUCAAAGAACAAUUAAUGCUACAGUUGCUCUUGAAAAUGGUGAUUUCGUGCAGUUUGGUCGUUUAAUGAAUGAAAGCCAUGAAUCUUUACGAAAUGAUUAUGAAGUUUCUUCCAAAGAACUUGAUAUUUUGGUAGCUGCAGCUAGAGAAGUUAAUGGUGUGUUAGGAAGUCGUCUAACUGGGGCAGGUUUUGGCGGUUGCACUGUUACUUUAUUAGAAAAAGAAGCAAUUGAUAAUGUCAUUCAAAAUAUAAAAGCAAAGUAUACUGGAACUCCAUCCUUUUAUAUUGCAAUACCAGCUGAUGGAGCAAGAGAAAUGAAUAUAAAGUAUUAAAUAAAAAUGAAAUUCGGAAAAUAAGACAUGCAAUUAUAAACAAACAAGAAUCUUCAUAAAAUAAUGCAAUAAUAUCAAAUUAAAAGGAACAAAUAACCCAGUCUAAUCAGCCAAAAAAUUGACAAAUAGAAUAGAAGGAAAAUAUCCCGAAGUUUGAAAAUUUGGCACAGUUGUUCAUUCGAGUGUCUAUUACAACGUACUGAAAGUCCUCGACGGUGUCCCUGGAGAGGCAAGGUUUUUUUUUCCUUUUUUUUUUUUUAAAUAUUUCGGAAAAUAUUGAGUUUAGUUAAAAACUAAUACUAUACAAAAUUAAACUAGAGUAAAUUCUCUAGAAAAGAGGUCUUAUUCAUUCUUUUUUUUUUUUUUUUUUUUUUUUUUUUUGUGUAGUGUUAAUACUUUUUUGGAGAUAGAGAAGGAGAAAAAAUUCGAAAAAUUCAAAAAGGAAAUUUAUGUGGCUUUAUUUAUACAAUUCGAAUCGUAAGAUACACAUAUAUUACGUUAUACAUGGUGUUUAUGUAGAUUAUAUGCGAUGUACAUUGUGUAUCUAAAUAUCUUUUCAUCUAAUUGUGAUGUAAAAAAUAUUUUGUACAUAAUGUGCAAGAUGUCACACAAAGAACACCGGGAAGAAUAUUUUUCUCCUAAGAUCAUUUCAUUCUGAGUUAUCAUAGUUACCCGUAUUUUUUGUCACUUAACUAUAUUUUUUAUUGCAUUGUGUAGCUGAUUGUAAGAUAUAUUUGCAUUAGACAUAUACCAAAGAAUUUUUAAUAUAUACCAAUGAGUCAAAUAUAUAUUGUAAUAUUUAGUAAUACGGUGUAUAAUAAAAGAUAUUGCUACAAAUGUUUUACCAAUUUA